AUGGCCACUUCAUUUGCCGAUGGUGAUGCGGGGCCAUUGGAUGACUACUUUCGGGAUGAAGGUGAUGAUACUCCGAAUUCUGUCACCAAGAAAGGUCAAAAUCUAAGUAUGCAGAUGGAGAUGGAACAUCUUAUAGACCAAAUGGAUGAAUCUGGUGAUAUAACAUUGGUGAAUCAAUCUUCUCCUAUCAAAGGAUGGACAGGUGUGCUGCCUAAUACUGGAGGACCGAGUAACAAUAUUCUUGUCCCAGGAAAAUUCCCUUCUCCGAAUCGAAUGACAUUUGAAGUUGAAUCAUUCGCAGAGAGGUUCAAAUAUCUCAUUUGCUCUUCUGGUCUGUUAGAAAAAGAUCAUGUCCCCGCUUCGAUCGUUGGAUUGGAUACUGAUUCACCUUUAGAAGAUCAAGCGAAUCAUACGGAUCAGUGGGAUAUUCGAAAGGUCUGGUUGGCAAAUGGAAAAGAGAGAUGGGAUCUAUUAUUAGCUGGAAUGGCCCUGCUACUGGGACUUAUUCUGAGUCUAGGGGUCCUCAAGGUGCUAGGAUUUGGAGUAAUGGUGCUAAUCGGCGUAGGAUGGUAUAAUGUUGUUUAUACGAAAUCAUCAGACAAAUCAGCAGUCGUCGUCGCACCAAUCUCUUCAACCGUCGACACGCCUCAAUCACAGGCUCUCGAUUCUCUCAUCAAGUUCAUAUCUCACUCUCAUGCUCUCAAUACCACCCUCUCCACAUCGUUAUCACUCCUUGACCCAUACCCAUACAAUAUCCAUACUCAUCACUCACUUCGAGUAACGCUCUAUCGACUAACGGGAAAUAUGACAGACCAUCUUGCCACAGCUACAUCCACUCUCCUUGAACUGACAGAUAGAAAGGAAUUAGCAGUCUUGGGUGAGAUGUAUGAUAUUCCAGUCGUUGGAUCAUUUUUUUAUUCACGUAGAAAUCGAAAUAUAUCAGACACCUCAAGUGAAGAAGGAGAAGCAGAAGGAUUACUACAUCAAUCUCAAAUUGAUAAACCGAGAUCUACCAAAAGACCUGAAAUACCUCAUCGACCAAAAUCGAAUCCUUCUCCUACAAGACAGACUCAACAAACAUCUUCAGGGCCCACUUGCACCUCAUCAUCACCUUUAAAAGCAUUAUAUACCCAUCGAUCGUCAUUCUCAUCGCCGAAUCAUCGGCAAGAUAGAUUUACUCAGAUACCCGAUAGGACUCCCAGGCUUUCCAAGAGAGCAAGUGUUGAGAGAUUGAGGGAUACUUGGUCUCAUUCUCCUAGACCUGAGAGACCCUAUUACGAGAGACGUAUCACGGAAGCUGAUGAGGAGGAAGAAGAGGAUGAGGAAGAUGAGGGAAAGGAAGAGGAAGAAGCAGAAGCAGAAGCGGAAUGGAAUAACUCAAGAUCUUCCGAUCAAUCAAUGUCAAGUGAUGAUACGCCAACUUUUAUCGUCAAUCCAAAUUACGACAAGGAAAGCGAGAUAACGUCACCUAAAUCACCGGGUUUAGGAGUUACGAUACCUCGUACGCCAACAUUGACUCAGGGAACACCAAGAGGUACUUCAUCUCCAUUUCAACAUAUACCUUCACCCCUUUCCCGACGUCUUUCAAGCGCAAGUGAACGUCUUCAACCUUUACGCACCGCAUCAUUAGUCACUCCUUCAAGAUCAGUCCCUGGCUCGACAACCCUUCUCCCUUCUCCUUUUGAUAGAGAACCACCUCCUUCCUCUGCUCCUUUACGGGCAGCGUUAUCUCUAGAUCCAGUCUCAAUACCUCAUUCGAAACGAAGGAGUUUACAGAACAUGCCAUAUUAUCAUUCUUCUGAUGAUGAUAAUGAAACCACAAGCCAAAAUCAGAUGUUAAGUUCCUCAGGAUUGACAAGAACUAGAUCAAUGCCUUUAUCAGAUUUACAAGCCUUGAGAUCAGCUUCUACUGCAGGAGGAAGUAAAUCUAGAAGAUCAUCUUUUAAUCCUUCAUAUCCAGGAUCAUCUGGUGCUGCCACAGGCUUAGGAAUAGGAAUUGGUUAUCCCAGUUCCUUCACACUACCAUCACCGUCCCCAUCUGCAUCAAUGUCCAUCUCCAUGAUUAACAAGAGAUCAAGUUUAAAUACAUCACCGCCACCUUCACCCAACCCUUCGUUCGAUUUAAGAAGGGUAGAAAGUCUCUCUCCACUGACUGUACCAGCGUUAAAAGCUAGUUGUUUAGGAAUGCAUCUGAAAAGAAGAAGAUUGGCGUGUUGUUUAUUAGGUCUGAAAUUUGGUGAAGAUGACACAUAUUGGAAAGAAGUCAAGUCGGUCUUGGAUAAUUUGAUAAAAGGAAUGUUGGAAGAAAAACAUUUAUUGGAAACACUCUCUAAAGAAAGCGAAGUUCAAGACAAGGUUUUUAAGUCUAGGUCACCACAGGGAACAAAAUCUAUCUCAACUUCAGAAAUUUCAGAAACGAAUCGAUGGUCUGCAGAAUCGAUUUUCCCAUUCAUCAGAAAUGAUUUUGCGCCUAGAACAAGUAGCGAAGCCAAUCUAAUGGAUCACAUCGAUAGACUUGGUUUAGCUUUGACCGAAACGUGGAAAGAACUAUCAUCCACAAGAGCAAACUUGACGAAUGGAGAAAUGGUUAGUAUGCUUGAAUGGACGAAAAUAAGGGGCAAAUUAGGUGAUAUAUUUAGAGAGUGGGAAAGGGGGAAAGAUGUUUUAAACGAUAUCUACUCGCAACUUCAACCCCAGUCUCAAGACGAAGCUGACGAUACAUUCAAUCAAGCUAAUUCAAAGAAAGAACAACAGGGAGAUAGUGAAAGUAGAGAAGAUUCACCUAUACCUGAUUUUAUCAAAUCUUGGAAUGCUUUAAAAGAAGAAAAUAAUUCAGUUCAAAAUGAUCAUGAUACGUCGCUUGAUCAACGAAAUGGUGAUGCGUCGCAUCAACAAGGUGAAAUAACCGAACUCUUGCCUCCUGUAGGUAGAGAUAUGAUCUUUGAAGCUACUUCAUUACCCCUUUCAGAAGAGAAGACUCUACUUUCCACAUUGAGUAGAGAAGAAAGAAUUAAGUUGUCUAAAGAAGCUAGAGGUAAGGGUAUAUCUUUGAAAGAUUUACUUGGAUCCCAGAGUGGACAAGAUGGAGAUAAGAUGGUACAGGAAGAGAUGAGGAAGAAAGGUGGAUUGGUAGUUGAUGAAUUAAGGAAUGUCAUUGGAAGUAUAAGGAAGCUUAAAGGAGGUGAAAGUGAUGAUAGAGCGGUUGAAAACGAGGAGGUGAAAGUAGAAGAAGAUGAAAGUUCUGAGAUCAAGAUUGAUCGACUUCAAUAUCAAGAGAAUCUGACUAUUUUAAGGCCAUUAUGGGAUAACAUGAAUAUCGUCAAUGUUAAUGGAACGAACAGUCUGACAAGUGAUACACGAAACUCGAUUCAGACGACCAUACAGGACGGAUCAAAUGACCUCGACACAGAAUUCUGGGAUGGUAAUGAUGUCAAGAAAUACGAUAUGGACGUUGAACAGAUACCGUUCGAGGCAAGCUCAAAUGGACACAUGAAUGCAACUGCAAACGACAACGAUGUUAUGAAUGGCAACCACGAAGACGUUGAACGAAAUGAGAUUGAUGGCAAUCAUGAAACGAUAUCACGUACGCAUCCGAUUUCAAACAAUCCCUUCGCGUUGGAUCUAGGAGAAUUACAAAAGAAUCUUAGGUCGAAGGUAGAAAACGGGAAGAAUCAUGAAGAUGACGUUAUAGAAUAA
This is a messenger RNA of Kwoniella shivajii, 3696 nucleotides long. RefSeq lists its product as uncharacterized. Lineage: Eukaryota; Fungi; Basidiomycota; Tremellomycetes; Tremellales; Cryptococcaceae. The transcript has 4 exons. The record is from RefSeq and is a predicted model, not a curated record. Bases 1 to 3696 code for a protein of 1231 amino acids.